Aspergillus welwitschiae is the source of this 2118-nucleotide messenger RNA. RefSeq lists its product as uncharacterized. Gene Ontology annotation, molecular function: DNA binding; DNA-binding transcription factor activity, RNA polymerase II-specific; zinc ion binding. The record is from RefSeq and is a predicted model, not a curated record. Bases 1 to 2118 code for a protein of 705 amino acids. Gene Ontology annotation, biological process: regulation of DNA-templated transcription; DNA-templated transcription. Lineage: Eukaryota; Fungi; Ascomycota; Eurotiomycetes; Eurotiales; Aspergillaceae. The transcript is spliced from 4 exons.
AUGGAGCCCUCCGGAAGUGCCUCGAGUCCCGCGUCGCUUCAAUUUUCUACUCAUGAUCCAGCUUGCGAUCACUGUCGGUGGAAGAAAAUCCGGUGUGACCGGGCCCGGCCGCGUUGCGGAGCCUGCCGCCGGGCAUGUGUCGCCUGCGAAUACACCUCUAGAGACCGAAAGGUCGUUGCCCCUGGCUCGAUUAACUCUGCUGACGAGGGGGGCAUCAGCCCUCUCGGCAAUCGACUGGCCCAGUUAGAGAGUUCCGUGGAGCGCUUGACGCAGAUAAUCGAGCACCGGUUGGUGAACGAGCCGCACUGCUACCAGGAAGAUCGACCCGUGCCCCGUCGUACAUCCACGGCUCCCUUGGUAGAAAAUGAUCCUCAAGGUCGUGUUCUAUUCACACUUGGGGAUGGGCAACAGGUUCUUUACGGACCCUACUCAAAUGUGGCUCAUUGCCUGGGUAUUCUGCGAAUAUUGAGGUCCGGACGACAUGACCAGACGGCUGAUGCCGACCCCUUGCUGAAGCAGGUAUCAGAGUUGUGCAACCUGCUUGGACCUCGAAUCUUCAAGACUUCCUCCACCGUGGAACCCCUCCGGCUCCCGCACCUGUCACAGCAGGCCGUGAUGCAAGCAACCGAGCGGUACUUGGCCCAGGGUGGCUAUCUACAACACCUGUUUCAUCCGAGCAUCCUGCGUUCACGAAUUCAAAUGUACUUCCUUGGGAACUUGGGGGUGUCCAAAAGUGGUAUGGAGCUAUGCCUGCAGUACCUGCUGCUACAGACCACCACUGAAAGUGAAGGAAAUGGCUCUGACGGCCGUGACCACGGCCUACCACAGACGAACUCUGAUCCCUUCUGUGCCGCCGCCAGGGCGGCGUUGGUGCAGGGUCAGCUGCAGGCAAAUACGGUCGUCAACAUUCAAGCUUUGGCAUGCAUCACGAUCGUCGCUUUACAGGCAGAAGACCUUCUGCUGGCCGAUGAGGCCUUUCAUAAAUGUUGUGCCAUCACUCAAAGGAUGGGUCUGCAUCGAGAACGCCAGUCAAACGAUGAUCAUGUCGAACAAGCCGAGGAACGAAGGUUGCUCUUCUGGACCAUCUUCAUCCUGGACAAAGCUUUCGCUUUCACCCUGGGCCGAGCAUAUAUGCUUCCAAGCUUUGAUUGCAACACUCCAACUCCAGAUAUGUCUCUCCAUAGUGUACCCGUGGAAGGCCUGUCAGCAAGGAUUGGUGUGGCACUCAUUCAAGAACGCGCGUAUCAAAUUCUGUUAGCCUCGGGUAACACCCACAAUAAUCGGACGCGUCAGGAAGCUAUUGUUGACGUGGUGGACCGAUUAGAAGGUUGGAUGGAAACCCAUUUUGCGUCCUCCGACCUUUCUGGCGGCUUUGUCCCGGGGGCUUUAGACCCUACAACCCAGCGGGCGCUCUUAUACGAAUACCACACAACGCGUUCCAUUGUUCUCGCGCAUAGCAUGUUGCCCGACGCGCCCAACGAAGUCCUGGCCAGCGCUCGAAACGCUCUGUCCCAACUCUGCCCACCCUCCGCUCAGGGGAGUACUCUAUUCUCGGAUCCUCGGUGCAGUUGGCCGAAAGGGAGUUAUAGUCUAUUUCCGUUUUUCAUCGUCGCUAAGCACGUUCUGCUGGCGGCACAGGAUGCAGCGGACCGUAGGGACUGGAUCAAUUUUCUCCACAACACCAUCUUCUGCUGGGAGUCCAGUCACAGCCUUUGUCUUAGCAUCGCACUUGUAAAGCUUGUGGUGCCCCCGUCCGACGUGGCUGGGUAUCAGAUGGCCCAGAGGUCGAUGGGGAGUCCGUUCUGGAACUGUCCCGGAAAGUCACCUCGAUUAGACUGUGGCCAGCAUUGGGCUUCCUCACUGCCGUUGCCAUGUGUCAGAGACGAGCAGAGGGACCAGCAACAGCCAGAUAUGGACCUAUCGCUCGACGCUAUUCUAUCUGCGACGACUGAUCCAUUGUGUCCGGGCAUCAUAUGUCAGGAUAGCGGCGACCCGUUUUCAUUCGUUGGCAUUGCCAGCCAUCCCGAGAUGAUCAAUUCCAACCUGGAUGCGAUUGACUCUUGUUUAGCGGCGUCCACCCCACAUGAUACGUUGCGACUACCGGGACUAACACGGUGA